Liolophura sinensis is the source of this 726-nucleotide messenger RNA. Its product is annotated as large ribosomal subunit protein uL18m-like. Gene Ontology annotation, molecular function: structural constituent of ribosome; 5S rRNA binding. NCBI's taxonomy places the organism in Eukaryota, Metazoa, Mollusca, Polyplacophora, Chitonida, Chitonidae. The transcript has 6 exons. Gene Ontology annotation, biological process: translation. The coding region runs from base 2 to 667 and encodes 221 amino acids. Gene Ontology annotation, cellular component: mitochondrion; ribosome. The record is from RefSeq and is a predicted model, not a curated record.
UAUGUCUUCUCAAGAGCUCGGCUGUCACUUUUUCCGACGAAUUUUUCGGCUUUCACGUAUCACAUCACCACCUUUAGUUCAUAACAAAGGUCUUGCAGUGCUGCCCAGAUGCUGUUGCUGUCAAACUUCUAGACAGAUGUCAAGUCAGAGCAAUAGAGACUAUGAAGUCAAUCCAGAAUUUGUUAACAGAAAUCCAAGGAAUCUUGAGUCCAUGGGACUGGCGCGUAAAACUACAGGAUGGACUUACCAGUAUCCACGUAAAGAUUAUUAUAACAAGCUAAUAUUUGAAAUAACCAAUCGUAACACAGCCGGAUACAUAGAGCAUUCAAAUGGGAAAAGGAUAAUCUCCGCCUCCACCUCCGAGUGGCCAAUCAGACAGCAUCUUUACAGCUGCACAGAUGUGAUAGCAGCACAGAGCAUUGGGAGGAUUCUUGCACAUCGCUGUCACCAGGCAGGACUCAGUCAGGUGUUCUGUGAUUACGACGAGAGAAGUUUGUCACAGAAGUUCAAAGUAUUUAUCCAGGCCAUGAAAGAUGGGGACAUAGAACUGUCGGAGCCCAAAGUGAUUAAAGCCGGAAUAGAACCAGGGAUUGACUACGACAACCCAAAGGGCAACAGAUAUGCUGAAAAGAAACGCUGGAAGGAUGACGUUCAAGUCAUUUCUUAGUGAUUUAAAUGUUCACAGAAUUUUGUAGACGAUAAUAAAUAGAUUUGUUUUGUAUUUGU